Molecule: messenger RNA, 1286 nt
Organism: Oncorhynchus keta (chum salmon)
Lineage: Eukaryota; Metazoa; Chordata; Actinopteri; Salmoniformes; Salmonidae
Product: homeobox protein Hox-C12a
Exons: 2
Coding region: 1-855 (284 amino acids)
Biological process (GO): regulation of DNA-templated transcription
Molecular function (GO): sequence-specific double-stranded DNA binding; DNA-binding transcription factor activity, RNA polymerase II-specific
Source: RefSeq, a predicted model, not a curated record
AUGGGCGAGCAUAAUCUUCUUAAUCCCGGGUUUGUGGGACCUUUGGUAAACAUCCACACUGGAGACACUUUUUACUUUCCGAAUUUCAGAGCCUCGGGGGGACAACUGGCGGGGCUACCGUCUCUCCCCUACCCGAGAAGGGACAAUGUUUGCUCCCUCCCGUGGAACCCAUCGGAGCCGUGCAAUGGAUACUCUCAAUCCUACUUUAGCAGCCCCGUAUCUAUUAACCCUUCUUUCAACCGGUCGUGUGAAAUUACUCGACCGGAGGAGGGUAAAUGUUAUUAUAGCAACGGCAGCGCAAGCAACAGAGAGAGCUGUUCCGGUGGUGGGGGGAGCAGCCUAAAACGAGAGGAUAGGGCGAGGGACACAUCAUCAUCCAUAACAUCUGAUCACGGUAUGCACACUGGCAUGGGCAGCAACAACAGUGGUGCCUUUUCCAAGUAUGAUUAUGGGACCGAGCAACUCACUCAAGACCCGCAGUCCUGCCUAUCUCUGGAAUCCGAUUCCAACUCCUCGCUUCUAAACGAGGGCAGCAAACCGUCCUCCAGCGACCCUCAGACCCUGGUGUCACCAGGAAACCACACGGUCCACUCGGGCAACAUAACUGCAGGCGGAGGUGCCCCGUGGUAUCCGAUGCACAGCCGGACCCGAAAGAAACGCAAGCCCUACUCCAAGCUCCAACUGGCCGAAUUGGAGGGCGAGUUCAUGCUGAAUGAAUUCAUCACCAGACAGCGGCGGAGGGAGCUCUCUGACCGCCUUAACCUCAGCGACCAACAGGUUAAAAUCUGGUUCCAGAACCGGCGUAUGAAGAAGAAGAGACUGAUGAUGAGGGAGCAAGCUUUGUCCUUCUUUUAGAAUUAGCAGAGAUGCAGCAGUAUACGGAGAAUCGACUGACUGGCAGUAUUUCUCCUGUCUGCGAGUGCUAUAAAUGCAUGCAAGCACCUAGCCUACUCUCACUCCAUCUCUAUCACACAGUAGGUACACAAAGAUCAGGAUGGUAUUUGAGGUGUAGGCCCCAAACAAAACGACCAAGUGAAUCUGCUGCCAUAACUUAGAAUCUCUGCAGAGUUGUGCCAGAUAGUACUUCCUGUAUAGUGUUGUGGUAAACCACUUAUGCAGACGUUUAUAAACUUGUGAGAUGAUAUUCUUGCGUCCCCCGCCGGAUAGGCCUGAAGGAUGGAAUUAGUGCUUGGUGUCCUAGACUCUGGUAAAUUCCCAAGCCCUUAAAAAUGAAUAAUUGAUUCUGAUAAAUUAAUUAUAACCGCGUAAUAUUCCUUAUUAGUCAU